GCGGCGAAUUACCUUUCCUAUCCCUCUUCUCAAAUCGUGAGGUUGCCGUGUGUUGUGUGCAAAAAGUUGUCUCACACAACACUUAAACUGGAAGAAAUUAAGCUAAAAAACUUUUAAAAAAUACAAAAAAAUUGAAAAAGUAACAAAACUAUUAAAAAAACUACUGAAACGGUAGGUUUGUGAUAGAACAGAAAGCAAAAACAACUUAUUUCUUCUAGCAAUCAACAGCGCCAUAUUUUAACCUCUGAAAAUGACGACUAAUAUCAAUCCGGCUGGAGCAAGUUACCCAAUGGCUUCAUUGUAUGUAGGAGAUCUUCACCCAGAUGUCACCGAAGCUAUGUUGUUCGAGAAAUUUUCAACAGCAGGUCCAGUCCUCAGUAUCCGUGUCUGUAGAGAUAUGAUCACAAGACGUUCACUUGGUUAUGCUUAUGUCAACUUUCAGCAGCCAGCAGAUGCUGAGAGAGCCCUUGACACAAUGAACUUUGACACCAUCAAAGGUCGACCAAUAAGAAUCAUGUGGUCACAAAGAGAUCCAUCUCUGAGAAAAUCUGGUGUUGGCAACGUAUUCAUCAAGAAUCUUGACAAAAGCAUUGACAAUAAGGCAUUAUACGAUACAUUCUCUGCCUUUGGAAAUAUUUUAUCCUGUAAGAUUGUCUGUGACGAGCAUGGAUCACGUGGAUACGGAUUUGUACAUUUUGAGACUGAGGAAGCAGCCAGAAAUGCCAUUGAAAAAGUAAACGGCAUGUUGUUGAAUGGAAAGAAAGUAUUUGUAGGAAGAUUCAUGAAUAGACGGGAACGUCUUGAGAUUCUUGGAGACAAGAUGAAGAAAUUUAACAAUGUCUACGUGAAGAACUUUGGUGACGAUAUGUCUGAGGAUGAACUGAAAGAUAUAUUUGAACCAUUUGGAAAACUUAUCAGUGUCAAGAUCAUGUCUGACAUUGGCGGUAAAAGUCGAGGAUUUGGAUUUGUUAGUUAUGAAGAACCAGAGGCAGCAGAAAAGGCUGUUGAAGAUUUGAACGGUUUAAACAUCCACGAAAGGACUUUGUUUGCUGGCAGAGCACAGAAAAAGGCUGAGAGACAAGCAGAGCUUAAAGACAAAUUUGAAAGAAUUCGAAUGGAGAGAAUUAAUAGAUACCAAGGAGUCAAUCUGUAUGUAAAGAAUUUGGAUGACAACAUUGAUGAUGAAAGACUUAGGAAGGAAUUCUCUCAGUUUGGAACCAUUACAAGUGCUAAGGUUAUGUCGGAAGGUGGAAGAUCCAAAGGAUUUGGGUUUGUUUGUUUCAGUUCUCCGGAAGAGGCAACUAAGGCAGUAACAGAAAUGAAUGGUAGAAUUGUGGUAGCCAAACCUUUGUAUGUGGCUCUAGCCCAACGUAAAGAGGACAGGAAGGCUCACUUGGCAUCACAGUACAUGCAGCGUAUUGCUAGUAUCAGAAUGCAGGGACAGCCUGCUGCCGGUAUGAUGAGUCAGAUGUUCCCAUCAGCUGGACCAGGGUAUAUCCUUCCUACCAUGACACAGGGACAGAGAAACUUCUAUGCCCCAACACAGGUACCACAGAUGAGGGCCAGUCCAAGAUGGCCAACACAGCUAAGACAGCCAACACCAGCUAGUGGAUUCCAGAAUAUGCCUGGACAACAGGUCAGACCUGGAAAUCCUGCUGCCGCUGGAGCAAGACAACCUGGUCAAGGUAACAUCCGUGGUGGCAUGAAUGCCCGUCCAAUCACAGGACAGUCUGGCACUGGACAACCACCUCGCAUGCCACAAUCUGUACCAGGCCGAGGACAAGUACCACCCCCAGCUGGAGUAAUGAACCCUGCCAGCAGGUACUCGGCUACACAGAUGAGAAACCCACCUCAAGGUGGCAGACAACAAAACAUGGUUAUGCCACAGGUAGGAGGAACAUUUAGUUCAGAAUAUACACCUCCAGCCCAAGGAGGAGUGAUUCAAGUUCAAGGUCAGGAGCCUCUGACCUCUACCAUGUUGGCUGAUGCACCACAACAGGAACAGAAGCAGAUGUUAGGAGAACGUCUGUUCCCUCUGAUCCAAAGUAUGUACCCAGACCUGGCUGGAAAGAUCACUGGAAUGUUAUUGGAAAUAGACAACUCUGAGUUGUUACACAUGUUGGAAUCCAAGGAGUCACUUGAGGCUAAGGUAAAUGAAGCCGUUGCUGUACUGCAAGCUCAUCAAGCCAAAGAAACAACACCUGCUACUGAAGCAGCAAACUAAAGAGGGAACCAGGAAAACCGGAGUAGAUCCUAAGGGCAGAUAAUUGGACAGAUUUUCUUGUUACCAUGACUACAAGCAUUUAUAAACUGUAUUGUCAAAGCCUUUGUUUAGAUAUGUUUGCCCACUUGUUUAUUAUUAUUGUACAUUUAUCUUGUAGUUAUAUAAUUUGGAUUGUUUUCUUUUUUCCAAAAAUUGUAAGAAAUAACCAUAUUGUGUCACUAUAUAUAAUUUGUUCGAAGCUCUUGUCAGCAUUGCUUAGCUUUUCAGUAUUUGAAAUAAUAGAGAAAAUGUCGAAAUUAAACUACUUUGUUUAUCAAAGAUAAGUUAAUUUAAUGUUAUUUCUUGUGAAAACAUUUUCAAAUUAUUAUCUAAAUAAGGAUUUAAAACAUUCAGUGUAAGAGUGAAAAUCUUGUUUUUAUUAUCUCCCUUGGUGAACCUCUUUUAAAAGGUUCCAUCCUGUAAUGAAAAUAAUGAAAAAUAUUGUAAAAAAAGAGAAAAAAAUGUGAAUUGAGAAAACUGCUCAUUAUAUACUGGUUUUUAACCAGGUAAGUAUGUAAAAAAAUUAUUAGAUUAUUAACUUUAUCCUUCAUUGAUUGUAUUAAUAUGAAAAUAUACAGCUACAUUGUGUAGUACUAGUGUAGCUGUGAAAUAAAAAGUGUAAUAUAUUAUGUUAAAAAAACAACAAAAAAAUUGUAUAAAUUAUGUAAAAUAUGUGUAAAAAAUUUGAGUUUGUGUUAUGACAGUCGUUUUAAUUCUUCCCUUGCUUAUUGUCUUGGGGGAAAAUGCUUCUGUUUCAUUUCUACACUUUGUUUACUUUUCUGUACCUCCUUUAUAAAGAGCUCAUCACUCGUUGAAGAUUUUAAAGUAAAAAAAUAAGACUGAUAAAAAAAUUAAACCAAUGAUGUGAAGUGAUGUGUUCUUGUUCUGAUCUCAUUUGAUUAAAUUUUUGUCCAUUUGAACAGCUGAAAAAAAAAGAAUUGAAUUAAAGGCAGCCAAAAUGCAAAUGGAAAAAAUUAAGAUCAAAUUGGAACAGAUUAGUGUUGUGUGUUUUAUAUAUUUUGUUAUUUUAGUUAUGAAACUAAGAAAAAAUUGAUAAAAAUGAUGUUAAAAUAUAAACUACAAGAGACUUGACACCUACUACGUACAAACUUACAGAGAAGAGGGAAAUUAUCAGGAUUCUGUUAAUAAUCUACUAUGUUAUAUAAAUAAAACUUCCGUUUCAAUAA
Molecule: messenger RNA, 3450 nt
Organism: Mytilus trossulus (common blue mussel)
Lineage: Eukaryota; Metazoa; Mollusca; Bivalvia; Mytilida; Mytilidae
Product: polyadenylate-binding protein 4-like
Exons: 11
Coding region: 251-2224 (657 amino acids)
Cellular component (GO): nucleus; ribonucleoprotein complex; cytosol
Molecular function (GO): poly(A) binding; poly(U) RNA binding; mRNA 3'-UTR binding
Source: RefSeq, a predicted model, not a curated record